ACCCAGCAUUAAAACAGCAGCUCAUCAGUGGACAGGUGUCUGUAUAAUCUGAACACGACACGAUGGAGCUUCGUUUGGUGCAGCUGUGUCUUCUUCUGUCUGUGUGCGGGUUCAGCUCUGUGCUGGGCUGCAGGUGGAUCAAACACAAGUUUCAGCAACACCAUAGAGUCUCUGUGGAUCUGAUCAGAAAGAUGGGUGAGAAAAUCCAUAAUGACCAUGAAGAUGUCAACCCAAUCCCGUAUGAACUGAUCAAUAACCACAGAAGCGCAGAGCCUGAGAAACAGAUCCUGUUCGUCAUUCAGGCUCUGAAGGAGAUCACUGUCCUCUUUGACGAUGCUAUCGUCCCCUGGGAUGCUAAAAAACUGGAAGAUUUCUUAAAUGUCAUGCAUGAGGAGAUUGACGGACUGCGCUCAUGUGGUGCUUACAAAAUGAAGAGGAACAAAAAGUUGCAUCUGUAUUUUGAAAGACUGAGACGAAUGGCAGAGCUGAACACGGAGGGUAGAGAUCACAGCUGGGAGAUCGUCAGAAAACGGAUCAUAAGUUUCAUGAACCAGCUGGAGUUCUUCUCUUUCAACACUCAUGUUUAAGAACCGGACUUCUAGAAGCAUCACUCCAUUUACAGAAAAAUAUAUAUUUCAGUUUUUUUAAUCAGUGUUUACACUUCUUUUUAUAAUGUUAUCUUGUACAGUUGUUUACAUUGUUAAUUGUUGUUUUUUUAAUAUUUAUACUGAUAUUUGACU
This is a messenger RNA of Carassius gibelio (silver crucian carp), 740 nucleotides long. RefSeq names its product interferon phi 4 (gene ifnphi4). Lineage: Eukaryota; Metazoa; Chordata; Actinopteri; Cypriniformes; Cyprinidae. Bases 63 to 587 code for a protein of 174 amino acids. Gene Ontology annotation, molecular function: cytokine receptor binding. The record is from RefSeq and is a predicted model, not a curated record. The transcript is spliced from 5 exons. Gene Ontology annotation, cellular component: extracellular region. Gene Ontology annotation, biological process: defense response; response to exogenous dsRNA.